Molecule: messenger RNA, 2420 nt
Organism: Protomyces lactucae-debilis
Lineage: Eukaryota; Fungi; Ascomycota; Taphrinomycetes; Taphrinales; Protomycetaceae
Exons: 1
Coding region: 109-2313 (734 amino acids)
Cellular component (GO): SBF transcription complex; MBF transcription complex
Molecular function (GO): transcription regulator activity; DNA binding; protein binding
Source: RefSeq, a predicted model, not a curated record
ACCAGUCGGACCAGAUACUCUUUGGACGAGAUACUCGCUACAACGGGGCCUACAGCUGCAACGGGGGAAGAGAACACAGGAGGAAGAGGGCCAGGACCACGAGAGUCGAUGGCCACAACCGCACAUCCUCAUCAGGCCUUUGCGACUCCCAGAAAGCAAUCACAAGCACAAGCAACAGGUACAGCUCCCCUCCCAGGCACCUUCCUUCCACCCGCACAAGGCUCCUCGAGGGAAGCAACACCCGGCGAACUGCCCAUUUCUUCAAUAGCCCGUACUAGCGCACCUGCAGCCGUACAAUCGAGCAUGACGGGUAAUGCAGCAACUGCAGCAUCCGCUGAGAAACCAAACUCGGAUGUCUUCAAAUCAACCUAUUCCGGUGUCGCCCUCCUCGAAAUGGUCUGUCGUGGUGUGAGUGUCAUGCGCCGCGUCUCUGAUUCCGCCCUCAACGCGACUCAGAUCCUUAAAGUCGCUGGCAUCGAUAAAGCGAAACGCACAAAGAUCCUCGAACGUGAGAUCCUGACGGGUCCACAUGAGAAGGUGCAGGGUGGGUAUGGACGGUAUCAAGGGACGUGGAUCUCGUAUGCCAUUGGACUUGACUUGUGUGAGCGGUAUGGUGUUCGAGCACGACUCUCACCGCUCCUGGACUUUGAUAUGCAGAGUGCCAACUUGACAGCAACGCCUACCAAGCGCGAACAUCAUACCAUCACUGGUCAGAGUUCCUAUCAAACACCCAAUGGCAGAGCAGGCCAAUCACGGCAGGGAUCCCUGCAUAUUGACAAGAAGCUCAAGACGCCCCUCCACAGCUCACCCCUCGUGAGUGCAUUUCCAACACUCCAGGAACCACUCCAGGAUAUUCAAAGUACAGAAACCACGAUUCAUGUCCCCGAACCAAAACAAAUCCCGCUUAUUGAUGCAAGUGAGCCAAUGCGCGAAGAGGACAUGACACCCCUGCCACCCCUCUCACCAGACACAACAGAGCAAUUCGAUCGUUCGCGUGACAUGCUCACACAAAUAUUCCUCGAAACAGAUCCAACACGCUCACCAGACAGUCUUCUCGAUAUUGGCUUUGAUAUCGAAGUCGAUGUACCCAUUGAUGAACUCGGUCAUACAGCGUUACAUUGGGCUUCCGCACUCGCUCGAUUACCACUCGUGCAAGCACUUUUAGCGCGUGGUGCAGAUCCACGCCGUGGGAAUGCAGCGAGUGAAACGGCACUGUUUCGAGCUGUGAUGGUCACUAACAACCUCGACCAAGAAACGUUCAGAAGUCUACUCGACUGUCUUGCACCCAGCAUCUUCAUGCGUGAUGGCCAUAAACGGACCUUGCUGCAUCAUAUCGCACUCACCUCCGGCAUCAAAGGUCGCAGUGCAGCAAGCUUAUAUUACUUGGAAACCCUCCUUGAAUGGAUCGUUCGAGAUGGCGCUAGCAUCUGUGCGCGACAUGGUCUUGAUUUACCACGUUUUCAACGACAACUGCUCGAUGCACGAGAUCGAAAUGGUGAUACGGCAUUGAAUAUCGCUGCACGAUUGGGCAACAAGAUGAUUGUUCAGGUGUUGUUGGAUGUUCAGGCUGAUCCAUACGUCCCCAAUCAUGCUGGUCUGCGACCUGUUGAUUCAGGUGCAUUGCCGGUUGGUUUAGCAACGCGUGAUGCUUCCGCUAUGUCAUUGCUUCCCUCACAAGACGACAAAGCGCCACUCAUUCCAGAAACGGUUGUUCGACAAUCCAAUGUGGUUGUUGAAGAAAUGACACAACUCCUAGUUGGCUUGAAAGAGGAGUUUGAGCAAGAAAUGCAUGCAAAGGAUGCAUUACUGGUGAAUACACAAGCAACCCUUCGACAAACCCAACAAGCACUCGCGAGCCUCAGGCAGCAGGUGGAAGGUGUCAAGGGCCAACAGGGAUCGCUUGAGGAGAUGCGUCAACGGACUGCGAAUUACGGACGUGCGUUACAAUCUCCUGACUUCGCGCCUCAUCAAACACAUGAAGCUGACGGUGUUGCUCCUGUACAAGAAGCGUGUAUGCCUGAUGAAGCGUAUGAUGCUAUCAAGGAGAAAGAUUUACUCCGCAUGCAACGACACGUCCGGGCCUACCAACAAAACAACGCAGCGCUCGACGCACUCGGUCGUGAUUCACUGAGCAGGUCAUCGGAGCUGGAAGCAAAGUGCAGGCGUGUGAUUGCGUUGUGUACGAAUGUCUCGGUGGAGGAUGUCGAUGCGUUGUUGGGGAAAUUGUUGAUGGCUGUGCAGAGUGAUGGACCGACGAGUGAGGUGGACCUGAAUCGUCUUGCUGGGUUCUUGAAAACGGUGAAUGAGAUGUGAAGUGGGACGAAAAGAAUAAUAUGAACCUAUGCGAUGUUGUAUAUGUAUGAUGAGCAAGCGUCUCAUUCGAGUUCUUGGUUGUGAACUUUUGCACGUCGACGCCUGCU